AGUCAGACAGGUUUAGAUAACAUGACGCCGCCGGACGUGGUGUUCUCACUUCCGUUCGCACCAGUCAAACCCCGCUCACUCCGGCUGCCCUGUAAGCACAUCGAGCGAACCCCUCUGACGCACGGAGCUCGGCUCGGCUCGUCUCGUCUCGGCUCGGAACCGUCCACAGCAACAUGCAGCAUGGAGACAGCCGCCGAACACGAGCGCAUCUUGCGGGAGAUAGAGAGCACAGACACCAACUGUAUCGGACCGACCCUCCGGUCGGUGUACGACGGGCAGGAGCAUGGCCUCUUCAUGGACAAGCUGGACGUGCGGAUCAGGAACCACGACCGGGAGAUCGAGAAGAUGUGUAACCAUCACUUCCAGGGCUUCGUCGACUCCAUCACGGAGCUGCUCAAGGUGCGAGGGGAGGCGCAGAAACUCAAGAGUCAAGUGACUGAGACCAACAGGCGACUUCAGGACGACGGCAAAGACCUCAUGGGCUCGAUGGAGGAGCUGAAACAGUGUCGAGUGCAGCAGAGGAACAUCGCCACCACCGUGGACAAACUGACGCACUGUCUCCCAGUCCUGGAGAUGUACAGCAGACUACAGGAGCAGAUGAGGGCCAAAAGGUACUACCCGGCGCUGCUGACCCUGGAGCAGCUGGAGCAGACGUGUCUGCCCCGGGCGGGCCAGUACCGGUUCUGCUCCAUCAUGGCGGAGAACAUCCCCCGGCUGCGGACGCAGAUCCGCGACACGGCCAUGACGCAGCUCCGGGACUUCCUGGAGAGCAUCCGCAAGCACUCGGACAAGAUCGGGGAGACGGCCAUCAAGCAGGCUCAGCUGCAGCGCUCACUGGACAGCUCCGUGUCCACGCAGCCGAGGGCCCUGAUUGGCCGACGAGGCAGAGAGGUUUCGGCGCUGACGGGGACGGACGGCGGCGGCGCCGGCGAACAGGGCGGCAGUCCGGUGUCGGAACAGGACUCUGGCAUUCUGGACGCGGGGGAUGACGAGGAGGGGGAGGAGGUCCCAGGAGCUCAGGAACUGGUGGACUUCUCUCCGGUCUACCGCUGUCUGCACAUCUACACUGUGCUGGGUUUGCGCGAAGCGUUUGAGAACUACUACAGGAAGCAGCGGAGGAAACAGGCUCGCCUCGUGCUGCAGCCGCACUCUAACAUGCAUGAAACCUUGGAGGGAUACAGGAGGUACUUCAACCAGAUUGUUGGGUUCUUUGUGGUGGAGGAUCACGUCCUUCACACCACGCAGGGUCUGGUGAACAGGGCAUACGUGGAGGAGCUAUGGGAGCUGGCGCUGUCCAAAAUUGUCGCUGCCCUGAGGACGCACUCGUCAUACUGUGACGACCCCGACCUGGUGUUGGACCUGAAGAACCUCAUUGUCCUGUUCGCUGACACACUGCAGGGCUACGGUUUCCCGGUGUCACAGCUGUUUGACAUGCUGCUGGAGAUGAGGGACCAGUACGGAGAAAUCCUGCUCAAGAGAUGGAACGUCACCUUCAGGCAGGUGUUGGACCAGGACAACUACAGUCCCAUCCCCGUGUCCACGGAGCAGGAGUACAGACACUACACUUCCCAGUUUCCCCAGCAGGACCCCGAACUGGAAAAGCUUCCUUUCCCCAAGAAGCUUCCCUUCUCCGAGUUUGUGCCCAAAGUCUACUGCCAGCUCAAAGAGUUCAUCUACGCAUGUUUGAAAUACUCUGAAGAUCUGCACCUCAGUUCCACGGAGGUAGACGAUAUGAUCCGCAAGUCGACCAAUCUGUUGCUGACCAGAACCCUCAGCCACUGUCUGCACUACGCCAUCAAGAAAAAGAAUGUCGGGCUGGCAGAGUUGGUGCAGCUGAUCAUUAACACCACCCACCUGGAGCAGAGCUGCCACUUCCUGGAGGAGUUCAUAUCGAACAUCACCAACGUUCCUCCGGACACGGCGAACACCACCAAGCUGUAUGGGACGUCUACCUUCAAGGAUGCUCGCCACGCGGCGGAGGCGGAGAUCUACACCAGCCUGAACGCCAAGAUCGACCAGUUCCUGCAGCUGGCCGACUACGAUUGGCUGGCGGCGGUGCAAGGGGGCGGGACUCUGACGGCCAGCGACUACCUGGUCGACCUGAUAGCCUUCCUGAAGAGCACCUUCAGCGUGUUCACCAACCUGCCUGGUAAAGUGGCGCAGACCGCCUGCAUGUCGGCCUGUAAACACAUCUCCACCUGCCUGAUGCAGCUGCUGCUCGACCCCGACGUGCGGCAGAUUUCCCUCGGAGCUCUGCACCAGCUCAACGCCGACGUCAGGGAGUGCGAGGUUACUGGAACUGUUCACGCAGUGGGACUGGUCGACCUACCUGGCCGACUAUGGAAAACCCACCUGCAAGUACCUGAGGGUGAAUCCUCACACGGCGCUGGUGCUGCUGGAGAAGAUGAGGGAGACGAGCAGGAAGAGCAACGUCUUUGCCCAAUUCAGGAAGACGGACCGAGACCGACAGAAACUCAUCGACGCCAUCAUCAAGCAGCUGCGCAACCUCAUCGCGCAGCACCGCGCCUGAGUGGUCCGUCCGCCCGACCCCCUGCGCGGACCUGUGAUCUGAUUGGCUCGUUGAAUCCAAACACGUCUUUGCGCACAAGCUGUCGUCCAUUUGGUCUGUUCAGAUCCGCGUCCAGACUGAAACGUCAUUGGCUGAGGACGAAGAUGGAAAGAGGCUGCUAACGAAUUCCAUGGAAUUCAAACAGGAAGUUCAGAAAAUGCAACCAAAGCCUGAUAUGUACUUCCUGUUUGAGUAAUUUCUUUUUCUUAAAUCUACAGCGUCCAGACGUUUGAGGAAAAGUCACACUAAUCCGACACGUUUGGUUUUGGUCUGUUUCCUGCGUUUGCUUUACUGUAGAUUGGAAAAACUUUGUUGCUGUGGGGGUUUUUUUUGCUUUGGUGGCUGGAUUCUAUCGAGCCUCGUCGUCGGCGACAAAUUUGCGCGUGUCGGAAAAAACGAGUUGAUUUAGGCAGAAAGUUUCAGAAGAUUCGCGUCGGGAUUAAUCUAGGGGGGGGGAAUUUCAUUUUUCUGGCCUCAAGCGUCCGUCGUCGACGUGUUCUGCGCUGCUUUCGUCUUCCGUACUCGACUCUCGUUUGGAAAAAAGCACCGAACUCUAGAAUGGGUCACUGGAGAAUUUCACCGGCGACAGAGUUCCCGCCUAAUUACGCUUAACCUGCGGAAAAACUGGAAUGGCCGCUCAGAUCCGGCAAACCUCAUUCCCACGUGGAAGGCGUCGCGACGAUCUGUUCUGGCAACCCUGCCCCCGACUCGGUCUUACGGAGGGGGACGACCGCUCCGAUGGGAACACUUGUUUGUUUGUGUCGUUGAUCAGAAAGACACUAACUUGUGUAGAGACUGAUGUCGUAGCGCACGCGCUCGGUGCGUGUGUGUGUUUAGUCGAAGGACAUGAUUACAUCCACACUAGAUUGUUUUUGAAACUAAUAUGGGUCUUUUCCUGUUCUUUGUGUUGCCUUUUUUUCUUUCUUUCUUGAACUUGGUGCAAUAAUAGCGUUGGAAACUGCAGGAUUGUGUGUGUGUGAGAGAAAAGGGAUCAGAAGGGAAUUUCCGUCUUCCUCUUUGCGGAUGACGACUUGCGUUCACUCGUGCACUGUGAAAUCAAACUGUCUCUCUGUUCUUUUCUUUGCGUCCGUCUUCAGCUGCGUGUCACUGUUUCGGCGUCGACAUUAAGGGAAACGGGGCGGUCGCCGUUGAACGCGCCUUUGCUGUGUUUUCUCGCGUUUUGCUGCCAAACCGCGCAGCAGCUCGGCGGCGUUCGGACUCGGUGGCGCACUUUAAGUGUUUCUUUGUAGUCGCGUCUUUUGGUCCUCGUGUUUGUUCCUCACCUUUAUAUUUGAGAUGUUUUAAUUACAGAUGAGUUUUCUGCUGCCGAUCCAGACAUUUAUACGUCGGCGUCCGGAGUCGCGACGCCGCAAGCAGAAAUCUUUAUUGAGAUGGAAGCACUGUAAAACGCUGUUGCAUUAAAACCACUAAUACAUUGAACUACAGUAAAGUACUAACAACAGAAAAAAUAUGGAAUAAAAGUCAAACUGUUGAAA
This is a messenger RNA of Scophthalmus maximus (turbot), 4065 nucleotides long. RefSeq names its product exocyst complex component 6B (gene exoc6b). Gene Ontology annotation, cellular component: exocyst; membrane. Gene Ontology annotation, biological process: intracellular protein transport; Golgi to plasma membrane transport; exocytosis. The record is from RefSeq and is a predicted model, not a curated record. The coding region runs from base 22 to 2691 and encodes 889 amino acids. The transcript has 22 exons. Lineage: Eukaryota; Metazoa; Chordata; Actinopteri; Pleuronectiformes; Scophthalmidae.